Messenger RNA from Lethenteron reissneri (Far Eastern brook lamprey), 8470 nucleotides. RefSeq names its product zinc finger protein ZFP2-like. Gene Ontology annotation, biological process: regulation of transcription by RNA polymerase II. NCBI's taxonomy places the organism in Eukaryota, Metazoa, Chordata, Hyperoartia, Petromyzontiformes, Petromyzontidae. The record is from RefSeq and is a predicted model, not a curated record. Gene Ontology annotation, molecular function: RNA polymerase II cis-regulatory region sequence-specific DNA binding; DNA-binding transcription factor activity.
GAGAUCCCAGGAGCUGCUUCUGUGCGCACAACUCCCUCGGAUCGGAGAUUCAAUCACAUGGAGAAGAGAGGCUCGGCAAAAGCUGGAAGUAAAAGGCACCAAUGCAUCCAGUGUCGAUACAGCACAGAUCGUAUGGAUAACUUGAAGAGACAUCAGAGAAAACAUUCAGGUGAGAAUCCUUUCAAGUGCACUGUCUGUGGGAAGGAGUUUAUAUUAUCAGGAAACUUAAAGAGGCAUGAGAAUAUCCACAAGGAGAAAGUGAAAUCGACUUGUGAAAGUCAACAUGCUGCAAUGACCCCAUCUCUCAUGAAACAAGAAUCAGAAGAAAAUUCCAACUUGGCAACACGGCCAGGAGUGACAGUGAAAUGUGAAGAAGUGAAAUGUGAAGAAGUGACGGUGAAAUGUGAAGAUCAAGAUUUGAUUCUAGGAGCCAAUCUACAAGUGGAUGGAGGCAGCAUGAAGCAGGAGGAGCAUUGCGAUUCUGAGGGAGAGCGAAUCAAUCACAUAGAGAAGAGAGGCUCGGCAAAGGCUGGAAGUAAAAGGCACCAAUGCAUCCAUUGUCCAUACAGCACAGAUCAGAUGGGUAACUUGAAGAGACAUCAGAGAAAACACACUGGCGAGAAGCCCUUCAAGUGCAGUGUAUGUGGUAAGGCAUUUGCAGAGUCAACAUAUCUUAAGAAACAUAAUAGAAUACACACGGGCGAGAAGCCCUUCAAGUGCACUGUGUGUAGCAAGGCAUUUGCUCGAUCAGAAACUCUUCAUAUUCAUCAGAGAACACACACCGGUGAGAAGCCCUUCAAGUGCACUGUGUGUGGGAAGGCAUUUGCUCAUUCAGACAUUCUUCAUGUUCAUCAGCGAACACACACAGGUGAGAAGCCCUUCAAGUGCACUGUGUGUGGGAAGGCAUUUGCUCAACCAUUAACUCUUCAUAUUCAUCAGAGAACACACACCGGUGAAAGGCCCUUCAAGUGCACUGUGUGUGGGAAGUCAUUUGCUCAAUCAAAAACUCUUAAAAUUCAUCAGAGAACUCACACAGGCGAGAAGCCCUUCAAGUGCAGUGUAUGUGGUAAGGCAUUUGUAGAGUCAGCACAUCUUAAGAAACAUAAUAGAACACACACGGGCGAGAAACCCUUCAAAUGCACUGUGUGUGGCAAGACAUUUGCUCGUUCAGAAACUCUUCAUAUUCAUCAGAGAACACACACUGGCGAGAAGCCCUUCAAGUGCACUGUGUGUGGGAAGGCAUUUGCUCAUUCAGACAUUCUUAAUGUUCAUCAGCGAACACACACCGGUGAGAAGCCCUACAAGUGCACUGUGUGCGGGAAGGCAUUUACUCAACCAUUAACUCUUCACAUUCAUCAGAGAACACACACCGGUGAAAAGCCCUUCAAGUGCACUGUGUGUGGGAAGUCAUUUUCUCAAUCAAAAACUCUUAAAAUUCAUCAGAGAACACACACAGGCGAGAAGCCCUUCAAGUGCAGUGUAUGUGGUAAGGCAUUUACAGAGUUAGCACAUCUUAAGAAACAUAAUAGAACACAUACGGGCGAGAAGCCCUUCAAGUGCACUGUAUGUAGCAAGACAUUUGCUCGUUCAGAAACUCUUCAUAUUCAUCAGAGAACACACACCGGUGAGAAGCCCUUCAAGUGCACUGUGUGUGGGAAGGCAUUUGCUCAACCAUUAACUCUUCACAUUCAUCAGAGAACACACACCGGUGAGAAGCCCUUCAAGUGCACUGUAUGUGGGAAGUCAUUUGCUCAUUCAAAAACUUUUAAAAUUCAUCAGAGAACACACACAGGCGAGAAGCCCUUCAAGUGCAGUGUAUGUGGUAAGGCAUUUGCAGAGUCAGCAUAUCUUAAGAAACAUAAUAGAACACACACGGGUGAGAAGCCCUUCAAGUGCACUAUGUGUGGGAAGGCAUUUGCUCUUUCAAAAACGCUUCAUGUUCAUCAGAGAACACACCAAGUUCAUAAGUCCUACAAGUGCAUGGUGUGUGGGAAGGUAUUAGCUCAUUCAAUGUCUCUUAAACAUAAGACAACACAUCCAGGUGAGAAUCCUUUCAAGUGCACUGUCUGUGUAAAGGAGUUUACAUUAUCAGGAAACCUAAAGAGACAUAAUAUCUACAAGGAGAAAGUGAAAUCGACUUGUGAAAGUCAACAUGCUGCAAUGAGCCCAUCUCUCAUGAAACGAGAAUCGGAAGAAAAUUCCAACUUGGCAACACGGCCAGGAGUGGAAGUGAAAUGUGAAGAAGUGGCGGUGAAAUGUGAAGAUCAAGAUUCGACUCCAUUACCCAAUCUACAAGGGAAUGGAGGCAGCGUGAAGCAGGAGGAACAUUCCGAUUCUGAGGGAGAGCAAGGCAAUCCCCAACAGUUUGUGGAUGUCGAGGUGUGGGUGGAGUUUUUGGACAAAGCUGAGUAGGAGGGGCCAGCACAUGUGAAAUGGCAUCUGGGAAGAUGUGUAACCAGGAGUUUUAGACAGAUUUUCCAAAGCAUUCGCCUUAUUCACAGGCUUCUGUCAUAAAAAAAAUGCAUAUGGGUGUCGGUGUCAUCCAAUCAGAGAUGAGCUUUAUGUAUAUAUGAAGUAAUUGAGUGUCAAAGUGAAAUACAGGCAGUCCCCCAGUUACAGAAAGGUUGGGUUACCAAAGGGUUAGGUUCCAGAGAUCCUCAACCCAAAUUUCCGUAUGUUAGAAACUGAACAGUUUUCUCCCAAAAUAGCGAUAAAAUCCCAUAGCCAGAAAUAUAGUAGCCAGAAGGUUUGCAGAGCACCUUGGUCUCGGGAAAAAACAAUAUCAUGAGAGCCCACAGCAUUAUAGCAAUGGUCAGCAACGGCGGAGGAAUUAAUUCUGCCGUGUUUCAGAUUUGACUUCUUCACAUUUCACUGUCACUAGUUCGUUUUUUCUCAGUACUGUAUCGCGAUGUCAUCCGUUUUCUAACGCACCUGUAUCGUAUCGCUGUAUAUACGCUCUGCACCUCCUAUGGUUCUUUCACUUAAUAGAAUAUCGACCUUAUCCAUAAUUAAACUAAUGGAAAAUAUACUGUAUAUAAUUGUUCAUACCACUAUACAAUUUUAUAUUUAUUGCUAUCAGAAACCAGUCUUUCCGAAUGUUCGUUUACCGUGCAUUACACUAGGCCUAGACCUCCGAUCGCUGUUGGCUGAGACCAUAAAGAAUUGAAGUGUAAUUGUGUUAAAUAAAGUACAUACAGUAAAUUACUCAUGAAAUAAACUUAAACUGUAAAAAACUACAGGACGAUGUGGCGGGUAUACACAUGGUAACAAUUACGAAAUUGCUUAACUUCGUAUUUAUUAAAGUGCAUUUGAAAAUAAAUCGUAAAAAUAGGUUAGGAGCAUCCAGAAAAGCUUGGCCACACUAGGCAACCACUUUAAUAGCAAUGUCCAAAAGUUACAAUUUAUACUUCAUCAUAAAUUACUUAACUUUCAAAAUAGGCUCGUAAUGUAUGCUUUAAUAACUAAAGUCCCCCGGUUGCAGAAGGACUUGACUUACGAAAAUCCGAUUUUACGGAAAUACUUUAAUGCAGCGUGGUAAGAUUUCGGAAGCAUAAGGCCUUACGCAUCACUCUACCCAAACGCCGCAUGCAUCGAGCACGUGCUUCACUAGGUUAAGGUAAAUGGAUUUUGUUUGAGUGUUACGUAAUUAUUACUAGCUGUACUACCCGGCUUCGCCCGGGACUUGUAUCCACCACGGCCGGCCGCCUUUGUCUCCCCAGUGGCGAUGUUAAUACGCCACAGCAGUUACUCGUUUGAGGCAGAGUCGACCUAGGGGAGGUUCAAAUAAUGGUGACCGGUGGUGGCCGUGAGCGGGAAUCGAACUGGGUUCGCCGGGUUGGUAGCGCAGCGUAGCGUUAAGCACUACACCCACCGAUCCUCACACACCACACACGCACAGACACACACACAGACACACACACAGACAUACGCAGAGACACACAGACAGACACACACACACAGACACACAGACAGCACGCUAAGCAGUACACUACCGCUCCCCACACACCACACACGCACACACACAGACACACACACACACAGACACACAGACACAGACAGCACGCUAAGCACUACACUACCGUUCCCCCUACACAACACACGCGCGCGCGUCCAUAGGUACACAUACACGCGCUUGCUGCAGACACACACGACUUUCAGGGAGCAGCAAUGCUGCGCAAGGAACGCCUUAGACCUGCAACACAUUUGUGUAAUGCGAGCGUAAACACACAAACACAUACAAACACAUACACAAUACACACACACAUACAUGCAGACACACAGACACACACAUAACACACAUACAUACACAGACAUACAUACACAGAAACACAUACACACAUACAUAGACACACACAUACAUACACACAAACACAUGCACACGCGUACAUACACACAUACAUACAGACACGCAGACAUACACAUAAAGACAUACAAAAAAACGCACAUACAUACACACACACAUACACACAAACACAUACACACACAUACAUACACACAUACAUACAGACACACAGACAUACACAUAAACACAUACACACAUAGACAUGACCCGGCUUCGCCCGGGACUUGGAUCCACGAUGCCCGGCCGCCUUUGUCUCCCCAGUGACGAUGUUCACACACGACAGCAGUUACGCGUUUGAGGCUGAGUCGACCUAGGGGAGGCCCAGGUCCGUUUCAAAUAAUCGUCAGCGGUGGUGGGCGUGAGUUGGAAUCGAACUGGGGGCGCUCAACCAGCUUAAUGACUAUUUGUACAAAGAACAUAUAAAGAAUCGAUUAUAAUAAGCAGGCAACAGUCCACAUUAUAGACUGCCAGUACACGCACUCAGCUUCAUAAGCAGGCUAGAGUGUACAUGAUAGAGUGGCAGUACGCUCACCGAGCUUAAUAAGCAGGCUACAGUCUACAUGAUAGACUGGCAGUACGCUGACCCAGCUUAAUGACUAUUUGUACAGUGAACAUUUAAGUAAUCGAUUGUUGGCGCGUUGGGUUUAAAAGUAAUAUUAAUUGCACACAUUGUGGUGGGGGUGGAGUGAAGAGUACGAAAAACUUUGAUGAAUUUACCUCAGAGUGGCGUGGUGGGUGUUGAGGCCUAGUAGCGUGCAGAGCCUGCGGCCUCGCCAAAAUUGGGCACUUGGCGGAGGCAGGGUACGGGUGGCGUUCCUUCCCCCCCCCCUCAGCGCUCCAACAAUAUUGUGUAAUGGCUAUUAUUUAAUUAAUUACGGAGCCUAUGAAAGUGGCGAAGGCGUGGCUAGCCGUUGGCAGGGGCAACCGCCGUCCAAUGAAAGUGCAGCCCUUAGCGAAGGCGUCGCUAGCCGUUGCCAGGUCCAAUGAAAGCGGCGAAGGCGUCGCUAGCCGUUGGCAGGGGCAACCGGCGUCCAAUGAAAGUGCGUAUGGUCCGGAGACACACAGACACACAGACAGACAGAUAGACAGACAGAUUCGCGAUUUUAUAUAUAUAGAUUAUUUUUUCCUUGUGUAGCAUUACGUAAUUGUUUUCUAUGCUUAGAACUAUAUUUUUCCCCAUGUUUCUAUUGCUAGUUUUGUUUAUUUUACGUUUAUUUCAUGAGUUAUUUACCAGCGAAACGUCAUACUCAAAUUGUAAAUGUUGUGGAUUUAGUUUUACACGUAGGCUUUUGCAACCAUUAUCCAUAGUAGAGGUUUUUGAGUUAGAUCGCGUAAAUAUAUAAAUGUGUCGUUAAAACCCGACACCACCCGACACAGCCAACAAGUGUAUACUCUUUGGUUCUUUCGGUAAAGUUACGUAGGUGAAAAAUAAAAAAUAAAAGUAAAUUAAACCAGGAAUGGUUUGAGAAGAAACUUGAUGACUCUUUGGGACACUCUACAGGAAAGCUACCCACACAGAUUCCUAUCUGAAACCUGAAUCCCACCACCAUCCGGCACAAAAGAAUUCCCUCAUCAAAACACUGCACGAUAGGGCCCACUGCAUUUCUGACCAACACCACCUAGCCAGUGAACUGGAACACGUACACCAGACCCUUAAGAUGAUGGAUACUCGGACCGCAUUAUCCGAAAAGCGGUUUCUCCAACCAUGGAGAAACAAUUCCCUGAGACGCCGAUCAAAACCAUCACGUUACCAUACAUAGCAGACGUUACCAAAAAGAUUGCCAAAAUCUUAAACAAACACAAGAUCCAGGUCCGAUUCAGUACAGUACACAAAAUCCGUGAUCUAAUCCCAUCUGUAAAGGAUGCCAUUCCUGACUUGAAAUACCCUGGUGUCUACAAACUAAGUUGCAUCUGUGGUGAUUGUUACAUUGGGGAAACGAAACGUCAUGUCUCUGACCGUGUCCGCGAGCACAAGUCAAAUCUGAAACACGGCAGAAUUAAUUCCUCCGCCGUUGCUGACCAUUGCUAUAAUGCUGUGGGCUCUCAUGAUAUUGUUUUUUCCCGAGACCAAGGUACUCUGCAAACCUUCUGGCUACUAUCAAAGGUGUGUUCAUGAAGCCAUCCAGAUAUAUAAACAUAGACAUAACUUCAACCGAGAAGAUGGAUACAAAUUGAGCUGCUUUAUAUUUUGCUUUCCUAUCUGCAUCUCCAGUUUCUUACGUCUAGCCCUGCUUACUCCCAUCACUUGGAAAUUUACCGUACAUUUCGAGCAUGCUGCUUUCCACUCCCCUCUGAUCCACGCCCUGCCCUCACACUCUCUAUCAUUGGCUCCUCCCCCUCCCUCAUCUAUAUAAUCCCUUGUUAAAAGCAGCUCUUUUGCCUACUUCAACAAUUGUUUCUUGCUGUGGUUGUCCGCACCUGAUGACAGACGCUUGUGUUGCGCCCGAAACGUGAUUUAAUUUACUUUUAUUUUUUCACUUAUGUGACUUUACCGAAAGAACCAGAGUAUGGAUCCUUGCAGUCAUGAAAACUUCAAACCUAGAACAAGAGUAUAGUAAGUGUUGUCACAUAAACAGAACAUGCCAAUUCGUCACUAGUCCAGCGCACCGGUUGUGGCACACCGGUUAGUGCUGUACUAGUGACGAAUUGGCAUGUUCUGUUUACGUGACAACCCUUACGAGUUGGCUGUCGGGUGGUGGAGGUUUACGACGAAUUUAUACUUACACGGCCUAACCCAAAACUAUUAUGAGUUAUUUACUUAUGUACUUUGUAAUACAAUUGCACUUCAAUUGCUUUUGGUCUCGGCAAACAGCGAUAGUAGAAGUCUAUGCCGAGCCUCAUGCACAGUAAACGACCAUUCGGAAGUGACUGGUUUCUAUUAACAAUUCAUAUUUAAAGUUUCCUGGUGUUCCUAAACAAUUGGAUACAGUAUGUUAUAUUAGUUAAAUUUUUGGUAGUGUUGAGGUAGAUAUUCGAUGAAAUUAUAAAAUCGUAGAAAGUGCAGAGGGUACAUAUGCGGCCAUCACCAGUGAUGAUUAUCCUUUUUUUCAACGGUUUUACUUAACUUGAAAGCUGUGUCAUGGUCAAAUCUUGUAAUCUACAUUUCGUCCACUUCCCGUUGUCCCAUCAAUCCCUAUGUUUGCACACGUACUGAGUUCUGGUGACAAUGCAUGCCUGUAUCAAAAUCGCCAUAAGUCAAUCUAUUAAUUGGCUGCUUUAAAGCAAUUAACACUUUGUAUGGACACAUUAUUUAUAUAGAUAUUUGUGUAGGUCAAAAAUGCCGCGGUCCCUACACUCUAGAAUCGUCUCGCCCAAGAAGCAGGCGCCACGUGUCUCAGGCAGAUUCAUUUUUAAAAUAAUACAUUUAAUCAGGCAAGCGCUGAUGUGGCAGCAGGCGCCGCAUCACUGACGUACUUCGACGGUGAGUUAAACGAAAUUGUGAAAAAAAAUUCAACUUCAUUCCUCUGUUUGCAUGUCGUCAAAUCUUGUAAUAAAACUGUUGUCCUGUUCACCUUGUCAAAUCGAGUUAUUAAACUUCAUUCCUCUGUAUGCCGUGGUCUAAUCUUGUAAUCAAUUGUCGUCCAGUUCAUGUUGUCCAAUCGAUCCCAACUUUAGCACACAUACUCAGAUCCAGAUACAAUGCAUGCCUGAUUCAAAAUCGGCAUCAAUUAAUCAAUUGCCUCGUUUAAAGCAAGUGAUAUUUUGUAUGCAAGCCUUAUUCGACGAGUGUUUUGCGAACAGGUUUUCUGAAAACAAUAUAUUAAUACCAACCUAGGAGUCGAGAGUUGUUUGUAUGUCGUGGUCAAAUAAUCUAAUCAAAAUAUCGUCCAGUUCCGGUUGUCCAAUCGAUCCCAAAUUUUGCACACUCAUAUCCAGAGGCAAUGCAUGCCUGCAUCAACAUCGCAAUCAAUUAAUCAAUAGCUUGGCUCGUUUAAACCAAUUAAUAUUUUGUAUGGAAGCCUUAUUCGACAAGUGCUUUGCGAACACGUUUUGUGAAAAAUAUGUUAAUACCAACGUAGGAGUCGAGAGUUCGAAACUCGCCUAGAACAUUUUCUUAGUACUAUUGUGUGUUUCCUUAUUUAAGGUCAACAGUAACAUUCAAUGCUUUGGUGUCUUUACAAAAGUUUA